AAUAUUAAAUUAAUAUGUAGGGUUUGAAACACUUACUAACAGAAUGCAACACCUUUAGACCAUUGAGAGCUAAAGCAUGGCUAUAAAUGGGGCCUGAUCUCCUCGGUUUUCAGUCUGGACCAGAAGCUCAUCAUGACUAACGGUGUGAACGGAGGACUCCGCGGUCUGUUGGCAGAAUCAAGUGGCGUUCCAAGAAGGAGAUACAAAAGAUACACUACGGGAACUUACAUCGGACUUAUUGCAUACGCAAUUCAAGAUUCACCAGACAAGAUGCUCACGUUCAAACAGAUAAUGAAAAAGCUGGAACCAUUUGUCUUCGGAGACAAAAAGGGCAUUGAGAACAACAUCAGAGUCUGUCUAUCAUCAAACAGGUGUUUUGCAAAGGUGCCAGUCGAUCCGGAUUAUCCAAAUCCUAAAAAGAAUUUCUGGAAAGUGGAUGAAAAUGGCAUUACUCCAAAAAUGUUUCGCCGACAUUUCAAACAUCUAAUCAACAUAUUCCCUGGCCUGUCGAUUCCGACACAACCGGUGGAUGAGUGUGAAGACAAUUCUUAUGCCCCUGAGCCUCUUACUCCAGCCUGCGAGGUCACAGAAAACAAAAGUGAAGGCAAAUUUACAGGCCCUUUUUCCAUAGAUUCGUUAUUGAAGAGCGACCGCGAAGUGAAGCGCAUGCGCAGCACGCGUUUGGAGGAACAUGCACACUACAUAGACGCACAGCGUGGAACGACCAAGAGAAAAAACGUUUAUGAAUAUGAAGCUACUGUUUCAGCAGUAGGAUGUGAACUGGCCUCAGCGAAAAGACCUCGUCUAUCUUCAGGACCUCAGUUCGGACCGUCUCUGCCUCCACAUAUCACAUAUAAUCACCAUGUUCUCUUUAGCUCUCCUUUAAUGUAUGAUACUAGAUAUGUCAGCUGGUGAACAGCCAGAAUGACCACAUAUAAAUAGGAAGAAAUUGCACUUUGUUUUUGUUAUUUUUU
Messenger RNA from Sinocyclocheilus anshuiensis, 974 nucleotides. RefSeq names its product forkhead box protein H1-like. Bases 133 to 915 code for a protein of 260 amino acids. Gene Ontology annotation, biological process: regulation of DNA-templated transcription. The record is from RefSeq and is a predicted model, not a curated record. The transcript has 5 exons. Lineage: Eukaryota; Metazoa; Chordata; Actinopteri; Cypriniformes; Cyprinidae. Gene Ontology annotation, molecular function: sequence-specific DNA binding; DNA-binding transcription factor activity.